AUGGGGAUUGUUCAGAAAUGCCCAACCCCUAAGUCACUGACGGACGAUGAGGCAGGCCAUGGUUGGGAUGUGAAGAGUGUUGAUUGGCAUCCUACUAAGUCUUUACUAGUUUCAGGUGGGAAGGAUAACCUUGUGAAACUUUGGGAUGCAAAGUCAGGGAGGGAGCUUUGUUCAUUUCAUGGGCACAAAAAUACAGUUCUUUGUGUCAAAUGGAAUCAAAACGGUAACUGGAUGCUAACUGCUUCGAAGGAUCAAAUCAUCAAACUUUAUGACAUAAGGGCGAUGAAGGAGCUUGAAUCUUUCCGUGGACAUCGGAAGGAUGUGACUGAAUGGAAUCGAGUUGGAUCCUUUUCAUGGAACAAGGAUUGCGUGAGAUGGUUGAAUGAAUCAUUUUCUAGCGCUCUAUGUUGGAACAGUAAGGAUGUGUUUCUCAGGAAAUAUAGGAUUGAUGGUCUCUGUGUAUGGAUUGAAUUGGAUAGUAGCAGGUUUGAGGAGUUUGCCAGAGUAAGUAAGAUGUUGAAAAAUGGUGGGAGAAUGAGUUUGAUUAUCCCUAAAGGCAUUGAAGGAAGGGGUGGGAAGCAUUUCGAAGGAUGUUGGAAGAAGCCAUGCAUGGCACUGGGCACUUUCUGUCAAUGA
Messenger RNA from Ilex paraguariensis (yerba mate), 636 nucleotides. The record is from the annotation of a GenBank genome assembly. NCBI's taxonomy places the organism in Eukaryota, Viridiplantae, Streptophyta, Magnoliopsida, Aquifoliales, Aquifoliaceae.